AAGUUUCUAAGUUAAAUGAACAAUUGCACCAUUUGAAAAGUUUGGUGGAAGACUCGGAAAAUGUGCAAGGUGAUGCAACUAAAAAGAACAUAUUCAAGGGCAGGGAUGGUGAGAAAGAGGUUGUUCCAGAUGACCCGAUUGACAUUCAAAGACAAGAAAAAGUGAAAGAAGCUAUGAUUCAUGCAUGGAGUUCAUAUGAGAAGUAUGCAUGGGGCCAAGAUGAACUUCAGCCACAAUCAAAGAAUGGUGUUAAUGGCUUUGGUGGUCUUGGAGCAACAAUAGUAGACUCUCUUGAUACGUUGUAUAUAAUGGGUCUUCACGAGCAGUUCCAGAAAGCUAGAGAGUGGGUUGCAAACUCUUUGGAUUUUAACAAGGAUUAUGAGGCUAGUGUUUUUGAGACAACCAUAAGAGUUGUAGGUGGCCUUCUCAGUGCAUAUGAUCUUUCAGAAGAUAAAGUUUUCCUUGAUAAGGCUAGAGAUAUUGCAGACAGAUUGCUGCCUGCAUGGGAUUCACCUAGUGGAAUCCCUUACAACAUUAUCAACUUGGCACAUGGAAGACCGCACAAUCCUUCUUGGACUGGAGGUGAAAGUAUCUUGGCAGAUUCCGGCACAGAGCAGGUGGAGUUUAUUGCUCUUUCUGAGAGGACAGGAGACCCGAAAUAUCAGCAGAAGGCUGAGAAUGUUAUAGUGCAGCUUAACAAAACUUUCCCUGAUGAUGGCUUGCUUCCUAUUUAUAUUGACCCUGAAAGAGGAACGUCAGCGUACUCCGUUAUAACCUUUGGCGCUAUGGGUGACAGCUUCUAUGAAUAUUUGCUCAAAGUUUGGAUACAGGGGAAUAGAACUACAGCUGUAAAGCCUUAUAGAGAUAUGUGGGAGAAAUCAAUGAACGGUCUGUUGAGCUUGAUCCGGAAAACAACACCAUCAUCUUUUACAUAUAUAUGCGAGAAGAAUGGGAGAACUCUGACAAAUAAGAUGGACGAACUAGCGUGCUUUGCUCCAGGAAUGCUGGCUUUAGGAUCAUCUGGUUAUGGUCCUGACGACUCUAAGAAAUUCUUGUCACUUGCAGAAGAGCUUGCUUGGACAUGCUAUAAUUUCUACCAGUCUACACCAACAAAAUUAGCUGGAGAGAACUAUUUCUUUCGUGCUGGCGAGGACUUGAGUGUGGGUACGUCAUGGAAUAUAUUGAGACCAGAGACAAUUGAAUCACUUUUUUACCUCUGGCGUUUGACUGGCAACAAGACAUACCAAGAGUGGGGCUGGAAUAUAUUUCAAGCAUUUGAAAAGAACUCCCGCAUAGAGUCAGGAUAUGUUGGACUGAAAGAUGUUAACACUGGUGACAAAGACAAUAUGAUGCAAAGCUUCUUUCUUGCGGAGACUCUCAAAUAUCUCUAUCUUCUUUUUUCACCCUCCUCAGUCAUCUCACUAGAUGAAUGGGUUUUCAACACGGAAGCUCACCCGCUAAGAAUUGUGGCAAGGCAUGAUGAAGCAAAUUCUGGAAGAGCAAAUGGGGAUGAUAGACCAAAGAUUAGAUUGCGUGGCAGGAAGGAGGGCCGAGAUUAAUAGGAUUUAUUUUCUGUUCAUUAUUUUGUAAUUCUAGGGUCCAAGUAGAUGAAGGGCCAAAUAGUAAAAAUACAUUAGUCCUUGAAAUUUAAUGUCAGCUUUUGUAUGAGGAAACUAUGCGGCUUUACAAAUUUCACCUGCUGGUGGAAGUUGUAUUCUAUGGUGAGACAUGUGUGCCCUUCUUUCACAGUGAUGGAUUUGUAACAUAGGAUAUACAGAUUAUUUGUCAGUCGUCACCUCUCUCCCGUAGGAAAAUGAAUAUUUCCUCUUAGCCAUUUGGGAAUGGAUGAGCCUUUGUAAUUUCAUGGAGGAAUGUUUUGUUUUUUCUUUUCCCCCCUCUAUUUGACAUGUCAAUGACACUUAUGAUUUGUAAGCCCAUUUGAAUAAAUGACUUCAUGGGCAGAAAUUACUUAUUGAAUAUUUCCAGACCA
This is a messenger RNA of Prunus persica (peach), 1990 nucleotides long. RefSeq names its product mannosyl-oligosaccharide 1,2-alpha-mannosidase MNS1. NCBI's taxonomy places the organism in Eukaryota, Viridiplantae, Streptophyta, Magnoliopsida, Rosales, Rosaceae. Bases 174 to 1559 code for a protein of 461 amino acids. Gene Ontology annotation, molecular function: calcium ion binding; mannosyl-oligosaccharide 1,2-alpha-mannosidase activity. The transcript has 13 exons. The record is from RefSeq and is a predicted model, not a curated record. Gene Ontology annotation, cellular component: Golgi membrane; endoplasmic reticulum. Gene Ontology annotation, biological process: carbohydrate metabolic process; N-glycan processing.